Messenger RNA from Hepatospora eriocheir, 270 nucleotides. The record is from the annotation of a GenBank genome assembly. Lineage: Eukaryota; Fungi; Microsporidia; Hepatosporidae.
AUGUUACACAAUACCACUUAUCACAUUUCACUUGAUUGUGCACCUAUACAAUUGGCUUUUGGUAGAAGCAGGUAUUAUUUAAAUAAGAUUGAAAAUAUUCAUAAACUUCUUAAUAUUGCUAGUAAUUAUAUGGAUAAAAAAUCUUUAAAAAAUUUAGAAAGGAAGAAAGGAAAUAGAAAAUCAUUUAAUUUAUUGAAACAGAAGUUUAUGUCAAAAAUAUGGAAGUUGGCAAGUUAUUACCAGUAUAUAUUGUUUUAUUUAAGGUUUUAA